CAUCCCCUUUCCUCCUCUGUUUGUUUUAGUCUAUUUAUUUCUUGAGAGAAAAGCCAGUGUCUCCCUAUUUGUAGCUUUCUCAGUCGAGCUCUCAACAACACUCAACCCGAAAGAAGAAAGAUGAGCAGCAUUGGAACAGGUUACGAUCUCUCCGUCACCACAUUUUCUCCCGAUGGCCGCGUCUUCCAGAUCGAGUACGCCGCCAAAGCCGUUGACAACUCCGGGACUGUUAUUGGGAUCAAAUGUAAGGACGGCGUUGUUAUGGGUGUUGAAAAGCUUAUAGCGUCGAAGAUGAUGUUGCCAGGUUCCAAUAGAAGGAUUCAUUCUGUUCAUCGCCACUCCGGCAUGGCAGUUGCUGGAUUAGCAGCAGAUGGAAGGCAAAUUGUUGCCAGGACCAAGUCUGAAGCUAACAACUAUGAAAGUGUGUAUGGUGAACAGAUUCCUGUUAAGGAACUUGCCGAACGUGUUGCUAGUUAUGUGCAUUUGUGUACACUAUAUUGGUGGCUCAGACCCUUUGGAUGUGGGAUAAUCCUUGGAGGUUAUGACAGAGAUGGGCCACAACUGUACAUGGUUGAACCUUCCGGCAUUUCUUAUAGGUAUUUUGGUGCUGCAAUUGGAAAGGGCAGGCAGGCUGCUAAGACUGAGAUUGAAAAGUUGAAGCUUUCGGAAUUGACUUGUCGGCAAGGUGUUAUUGAAGUAGCCAAGAUCAUUUAUGGAAUACAUGAUGAGGCAAAGGACAAGGACUUUGAAUUAGAAAUGAGCUGGGUCUGUGAUGAAUCAAACCGUCAGCAUCAGAAGGUUCCAGAUGAGCUUCUAGAGGAAGCAAAGGCAGCAGCUAGAGCAGCAUUGGAAGAAAUGGAUGCAGAUUAGAAAGCUAAUGAUAGUAUGUUAUUGUUCUGAUGGUUCUAUUUCAGUGAGUCCUUGUGCCUACUCAAAACAAGUAUAUCUAGAGAAAAAAAAGGGUUAAUGGGAUAAGAUUGAUGGAUUUUCAUUUGCCAAUUCGACUGCUGUAGUAGUCUUGUACCUUAUGCUGUUCAAUUUACCAACAUUGCGGUGCAAACUGUAUUUGUAGGAUGUUUGAGAAACAGAGUUUCACUUACAUUAUGCACGUUGUCCUUUUACUGCUAAUGGUAAUUCCGUUAUUUCA
Molecule: messenger RNA, 1147 nt
Organism: Prunus mume (Japanese apricot)
Lineage: Eukaryota; Viridiplantae; Streptophyta; Magnoliopsida; Rosales; Rosaceae
Gene: PAG1
Product: 20S proteasome alpha subunit G1
Biological process (GO): ubiquitin-dependent protein catabolic process
Cellular component (GO): proteasome core complex; proteasome core complex, alpha-subunit complex
Source: RefSeq, a predicted model, not a curated record